AUGAACACUGCUGGCGGGGUAUGUCUGUCUGUGCUGUCCUCUCUCUUGGCCGUGGCUGGGGCUCUGGCUGCUGUGUACGCCCUCGCUCUCGCUCCUCUCUCUGCUCGGGCAGAGGUGGCUCACGGGCCCACCCACAGCGCCCCCAGCAGCGUGGCAGAGGGACGCUCGCUGCCCCUCACCUCGCCAUGUUCCAGCUUGGUCACCGGGGUGCUCUACGGAUCAUUUUCCUUGAGAGAACUCUUCCCCUCGAGGGCCCCGGGGUGCUCCUGGUCCCUGGAAAACCCCGAUCCCACCAAGUAUUCCCUCUACCUCCGCUUCACCCGCCAUCCCACUAUAUGUCGGAUGCACUCACCUGUGCUUCUCUCCCUGGACCAUCACUUACCUAAUCAGAGCUGUCCAUUACAAUUGGAGACUUCUGGGUAUAAGGAUCAUGACAUUGUCGAACUAUGUGGGAAUAAAUCUACCAUUGAAGGACCUUACUCAUUCUUACAGUUUGAUAAGAACUUUGUCCAACUUUGUCUAACAAAGCAUCCAAGUGGUGAUGAACCUCAGGUAACCAAGGAAUUGCUAGAGUUGAGACUAGUCGAGGUUUUGCUUAUCAAUAAUGAGAACUCUAGUCAGUUUACAUGUGGAGUUCUUUGCCGGUGGUUCGAGGAAUGCUUGCGGACGGGGCACAAUGGGGACCAGGAAGUGUCUGAUGGAGAUGGCUGUGGGAUGAGCCAGACUGGGUGCAUUUGUCCCAACCAUAACAUCAUGGCCCCGGCUGUCCCUCUGCUCCCGGAGACCCCUCACACCUUCAGUAAUGGAUCUAUGGUCCCUGACGACUGCUGUGUUACUGAGCUGCACUCCAACGACGCCAUCGCCAUAGCACCGAGGGAUGUACGGCAAGAUCUGUAUGAUGACGACGACCUCAAAGUGAAAACCCAGAGACCACGAUCGGCCGACCAGCCAGGUGUGUUUCAGGCACAGACAGGAGACCCCGCGGCAGAGGAGUGGUCCCAGUGGAGUAUGUGCUCUCUGACCUGUGGACAGGGCUGGCAGGUGCGCACCCGCUCGUGUGUGUCCUCUCCUUAUGGGACCUUGUGCAGUGGUGCACUGCGAGAGACACGUAUGUGCAACAAUACUGCCUCCUGCCCAGGUGAUCCGGGGAUCAUCAGCUCAGUGCAUGGGCAGUGGGAGGAGUGGUCAUCAUGGAGUCUGUGCUCUGUGACCUGUGGGCGGGGCCUCCGGACACGAACCAGGAAGUGUGUGAAUACGGAUGAGGCAGCGGAGUGUGGCCGGCCCGAAUCCCAGACCAAACCCUGCAACAUAGCCGUGUGCCCCGUGGAGGGCCAGUGGAUGGAGUGGGGCCCCUGGUCACGUUGUAGUGUGACUUGUAACACAGGGACCCAGCAGAGACAGAGGAGGUGUAGUGCAUCGGUACAUGGCUGGGCUGAGUGUAAGGGCCCCCAUCAGGAGAGCCGAGACUGCACCAACCCGGCGUGCAGCGGUGGUAACUGGGGCAUGUGGAGCCACUGGAGUCUGUGCAGUAAGACGUGUGACUCUGGCUGGCAGCGGCGCUUCAGGACGUGUGAGACGAGUGCAGGACAGAGCAGCCCAUGUGAGGGCUCUGCAGAGGAAGUGCGCUCAUGCAACGACAACAAGUGCCCCGCUCCUCAUGAGAUCUGUAAAGAGGAGCACCUUCUCACCAUGACGUGGAAGAGAGCCUCUGCUGGAGAGACGGUAUACAACAAGUGUCCAACCAAUGCUACGGGAUCUGCUAGUCGUCGAUGUAUGCUGGACAAUAAUGGCGUUGCUUUCUGGGGUCCUCCGAGCUUCGCUAGAUGCAUCUCACUUGAAUAUAGAUAUUUACACAUAUCUUUACGAGAGCAUCUGGCGAAGGGUCAGAGGACCCUGGCUGGGGAGGGCAUGUCUCAGAUCGUACGGAGUCUCCUGGAGCUUUUGCAGAGGAGGAGCUACUACAGUGGCGACCUUCUCUUUUCCACGGAGAUCCUACGAAAUGUGACGGACACCUUCAAAAGAGCAACCUACAUCCCAGCUCCCGACGACGUGCAGAAAUUUUUCCUCAUAGUCAGUCAUAUGUUGGACAUGGAAAAUCUGGAGAAGUGGGAGGACGCACAUCAGGUCGCUCCCGGGGCAGCUCUGCUCAUGAGGAUAUUAGAAGAUUUCAUUCACCUCAUUGGAGAAGCCCAGAAGCCUUUUCAAAGUUUCUUAGUGGUUACCAACAAUCUCAUGAUAACCAUUCAGAGAGAGCCAGUGUCAGCAGUUUCCAGCGAUAUUAACUUCCCCAUGAAGGGCCGCAGAGGGAUGAAAGACUGGGCCAGAACUGCGGAGGACAAGCUCUACAUCCCCAAGGAAGUCUUCACCAUCCCCACUGAAGAGACAGAGACCGACUCAGAUUCUCCAAUGUACUAUGUGAUUGGAGCCAUCUUAUACCGGACUUUGGGUGUCAUCCUCCCAGCACCAACUUCACCUGCAGUGAUCAACUCCAAGAUUCUGACGGUGACUGUCCGCCCUGAAACACAGCCCAGCGAGCCCAUGGUGGUGGUCGAGCUGUCGCCACUACUCAAUGGUACAUCGGAUCCUCAGUGCGUGGUCUGGGACUAUGGCAACCCGGAAGCUGGCGCAGAAAACUGGGGCACAGAGGGCUGCCAAACACAAGCCUCCACCGCUGUCCACACCAAAUGCCUGUGCAGUCGCAUCUCCACCUACGCCGUGUUAGCGCAGCAAGCUAAAGAACCGGAUAUGGGUCCCAACAGCAUGCCCUCCGUUCCUCUGAUGGUGGGCUGUGGUGUCUCAUGCACCGCUCUGCUCAUUCUGCUGCUCAUCUAUGCGGCCUUUUGGAGGUAUAUUCGCUCGGAAAGGUCCAUCAUCUUGGUGAACUUUUGCCUCUCCAUCCUGGCCUCAAACUUAUUGAUUUUGGUGGGACAAUCGCAGACUCUGAGUAAGGGUCUCUGUACUGUGACUGCUGCCUUCCUACACUUCUUCUUCUUGGCGUCCUUCUGCUGGGUGCUGACGGAGGCGUGGCAGUCCUACCUGGCUGUCAUCGGCAAAAUGAGGUCACGCCUCAUACGCAAGAGGUUCCUCUGUCUAGGAUGGGGUCUCCCAGCGCUAGUUGUAGCAGUUUCGGUGGGUUUCACCAGAGCCAGAGGUUAUGGAACUGCCAGCUAUUGCUGGUUGUCACUAGAAGGAGGUCUACUGUACGCCUUUGUUGGACCUGCUGCUGUUAUUGUCCUGGUGAAUAUGCUAAUCGGGAUUGUAGUGUUUAACAAGCUUAUGUCCCGGGACGGCAUUUCUGACAAGUCCAAAAAGCAGCGAGCGGGUGUCCCGGCAGAGGCGGGGAGUCGGCUGCUCCUGAAAUGCUCCAAGUGUGGUGUGAUCUCUAGCACGGCCAUGUCCAGCGCCACAGCCAGCAGCGCCAUGGCCUCUCUGUGGAGCUCCUGUGUGGUUCUCCCUCUCCUAGCAUUAACCUGGAUGUCAGCGGUCCUGGCCAUAACCGACCGGAGAUCUACACUUUUUCAGAUCCUGUUUGCAGUUUUUGACUCAGUGCAGGGUUUCGUCAUCAUCACUGUCCACUGUGCCAUGCGCCGUGAGGUGCAGGAUGCUGUCCGCUGUCGGAUGGGGGGAUGUAAGGACGACAGUGAAAACUCUCCAGACUCCUGCAAGAACGGACAGGUGCAGAUUAUGGUGAAUAGCAUUUCAUUCCAUUCCAUAUUGCAGCUCGCCUCACAGCUGUCCACGACCAUCAGAAAGCCCAGACUGUUUCCUCAUCUAACACCCCCUGUGCGCUCUUCAUUCUGCUCCAUCAGAAGUGUUCCAAUGAGAGCUUCUGUGGGCAGCAGUGCGUCCCGCUGCGCUAUGGCACCACGGCGUGCCUUCCCCGUGGCCACCCACAGCCUCUGCCAGCCCUGUGUCAGACCACAUGUCAGCAGCCACACUCUGCCCAGAGGCUACCUGCCACCAGCCAACCACAUCUUCAGCCUCGCGCAUGACCAUAACUCCAUCUACCUCCCGCACAACCACAACCAUGUGCACAGCCAACCCAGCGGCACACCAACGGAUUUCGAGAAAGAUGUGGAUUUAGCAUGUCAAACAGAGAGAGGACACCCAUUCAUUUUCAAAGAGGUGAACACUUGUAACCCCGCCACCAUCACAGGGACCCUCUCGCGCAUCUCCCUGGACGACGAGGACGAUCCCAAGCUGGCAGCCCAUCAGGAGGGCGGAGUAGGGGUCAACUUCAGCGCACUACCUGGCAACAUACCUCCUCCCAACCUCAUAGUGCAGGUGCCGCCUUUAGGAGGUCUGAACGAGCUGAGUGACACCCCCUUAAAGAAGGAGGUCAAUGUGGACCAGCAGAGGCAGGGCCAGCAGCACACUGGAGCUCCUAUUUACCUGUGCACCGAGAGUGGCCUGGGCUGGGCUCGCCCGCCCAACUCCUCCAACACAUCCCAGGAUGGGAGUGCAGGAAGCGGGGGGAGUGCGGGCAGUGCUGCGGGCAGUGGGAGCACAGGUGGUGGAGAGGGGGACUAUAUGGUGUUACCGCGCAGGACAGUUAGUCUCAAACCUCCUGCAUCCUCCUCCCAAGGAGGAGGCCUGGGACUAGGGGGUGAGGACAAGCCCCUGAAUAUCACAGUGGAGGAGCCGCCUUUCCCCCCACCCCCUUCACCCUUGACCCUUCAUCCUGCAGAGAGCGAGGCCUACCCCGCAGACUUUGUACCUUCCAGUGUGGGGGACAUGAACAUCACCAUGAACCUCAACCGCUCCUAUGGGCCCAUCAAAACUAUGGCCCACAACCACGGGCACAUGAUGGCCCAGGGUGGCCUGGUGCACCCCCACACUGGACACUUGCACCCCCACGGACACUCCCUGCAGCUCAAGCCGGGACAGAGACCAUCCGUCAGACAGAUCCUCACCAGCGGAAACGCAGUGGAGAGAACCAGGACCCUGCCUCGUAACCUUGGCAGCACCAAUGCCAACAGCAACAUCUCCGCGGGAUCCCUCGAGAGGAAAAGAGUACGGUAUUCCGAGCUGGAUUUUGAGAAAGUGAUGCACACUCGCAAAAGACAUUCUGAGCUGUACCAUGAGCUCAACCACUCGUCCAAGUUCCACACCAUAGACAGGUAUAGCAGGGACCCAGCCAUGUCCACUUUUAAGAGGGAAAAGCGAUGGAGCAUUUCUUCUGCCAGCGGUGAAAAGAACUCAUUGAGUGACAAGUCGACCCCAGAGGAACAAGGCUCAUGGGACAGUUUCAAGACCAUGACCCCUGAGUUGACCAUCGUGCCUGGGGAGCAGAAGGACCGCAUGGAGCUGCACAAUAAGAACUGGGACUCCUCCUCCGCCAACACACCGGACUCCUCUGAGGGAGACUUCCAGACUGAAGUUUGACUCUCUGCCCUCGUCUCACGCUCUCGCCCAAA
Boleophthalmus pectinirostris (great blue-spotted mudskipper) is the source of this 5417-nucleotide messenger RNA. RefSeq names its product adhesion G protein-coupled receptor B2 (gene adgrb2). Lineage: Eukaryota; Metazoa; Chordata; Actinopteri; Gobiiformes; Gobiidae. Gene Ontology annotation, cellular component: plasma membrane. The record is from RefSeq and is a predicted model, not a curated record. Gene Ontology annotation, molecular function: G protein-coupled receptor activity. Gene Ontology annotation, biological process: negative regulation of angiogenesis; cell surface receptor signaling pathway; G protein-coupled receptor signaling pathway. The transcript has 35 exons. Bases 1 to 5385 code for a protein of 1794 amino acids.